Molecule: messenger RNA, 2259 nt
Organism: Caenorhabditis bovis
Lineage: Eukaryota; Metazoa; Nematoda; Chromadorea; Rhabditida; Rhabditidae
Source: the annotation of a GenBank genome assembly
AUGACAACGUUUGCCAUCGACAAUAACCAAGUAUUGUGGAUAGUAUUAAGUGACGAGAUGAUGAAGCGCUGUCCUCUCUCGAUUGCCUUGUUCAGCUUCUUCUCGAACAAGCUUAAUGUGUGCGCUACCUUCGCUGAGGAUAAUGAUCUCGAAGGUUCGGGAGAAGCUCUCGGUGAAGCACCGGGAGGAAAUGAUGAGGAAUUUGAAGAUGAAUCGAAAACGGAUUCUGAAAAUGCAGACACAAAAUGCAAAGAUCGUCAUGAUUUAUGCAAGUUCUGGUCGUCGAUUGGCGAAUGUUCGUCAAACAAAGAUUGGAUGGAAGACCAUUGCCCGGUUUCGUGCGAUGUUUGCAGUGGUGUUACUGCGUGCAUCGACAGACAUCGACUCUGCAAUUUCUGGGCGACUAUUCGCGAAUGCGAGACGAACGCCGUUUGGAUGUUGUCGAAUUGCCCAAAGGCAUGCAAAGCUUGUAAAGGUAGAGCAAUUACGAGCGGAGGAACUGGACCAGGAGGGACUUUCAGAGAAGAAGACUGCACGUUUAUUACAACAAACGAGGACACUUCUUCAAGAAAGACUUUGUCGAUUCGUGAUGUUCGUGAUUCGAACAUGAACUUCAACUGUGCUCCGACUCAGCAGGUCCCGAAUUGCAACAAAAACUUGUGCUACCAUUUGAGGUAUCGCACGUUUGACGGAACAUGCAAUAAUUUUCAACGUCCGAUGAGCGGAUCAGCAUUCUCAGCUCUAAUGCGUCUUAAAGAUCCAAUGUAUGAUGACGGGCUGAAUGCGCCAACUUCUUCAUUCUUAAGAAGUCGUCCAUCGGCGAGAGAUGCUUCCAGACUUCUACUAUCAUCAUCGACUCAGAUUCAACAUCAUUCAAAUGCUCUUCUUAUGCAAUGGGGACAAUUUAUUGCUCAUGACUUGUCUAAAACUACAAUGCUCAAUAAUCAAGAAUGCGCGGCUUGCACUUCAAACAAGGGCCGAUGCACAUCAGUUUUCUUGUCUCGUUCGGACCCAACAUUCGGUCGAUUCAUGUGCCUUCCAGUCGCCAGAUCUACACCUGUGUGUGGUACUGGUGUCACAAAUUUCCGAGAGCAAUACAAUGAGAAUACCGCUUUCAUCGACGGAUCAAUGAUUUAUGGAAGCAGCGAUCGCGAUCAAUUCCUGUUCCGGCAAGGCGCAUUCCUCAAAACGAAAUUGAUCAAUAACAGAGUUUUCCCACCAGUUGACAAGAACAACAAUGUGGUUGCCGGUGAUGAUAGAGCCAACAUUUUCGUCGGAUUGGCAUCGCUUCAUGUGCUAUUCCUUCGCCAGCAUAACCGAAUCGCGGCGACUUUGCAGCGAGUGAACCCACAUUGGGAUCAAGAACGCGUCUUCCACGAGUCUCGUAAAAUCCUAGGAGCUAUGAUUCAGAGAAUCACUUAUCAUGAAUAUUUGCCAAAAGUUUUGGGAGCUGCAUUCGAGGAAAGAAUUGGCAAAUAUCCCGGAUAUGAUCCGAAUAUUGAUCCAUCGGUUGCUAAUGAGUUUACGAGUUGCGCGUUCAGAUUUGGACACGGAAUGAUUCAGGAGUUUUACCCAUUCUUGAACGAGCGAUACCAACAUGUUGGUGGAAUUCCAUUCAACGAUGGAAUGUUCAAAUCAACGCAUAUUUUGACAAACGGAAUCGAUCCACUUCUUCGAGGUUUGAUGACACUUCCAGCCAAAAUGCCUCAAAGAUUGACGCCGGCGGUUACGGAAAGAAUUUUUGGAAACUCUGAUUUGGGAUCAAUCAAUAUUCAACGCGGAAGAGAUCACGGAGUUCCGCCGUACACCGUCUGGAGAAAAUUCUGCGGAUUGUCGCCUGUUAAAGAUUUUGACGACUUGAAAACUGUGAUUACUAAUCAGGUGGUGAUUGAUAAUUUGAAGGUUAUCUACAAGCAUGUUGAUGCUAUCGACAUGUAUGUUGGAUCACUUCUUGAGGAUCCAGUGAAAGAUGCACUCGUCGGACCAACCAUCGCCUGUAUUAUUGGGGAGCAGUUCAAGAGAACUAGAAAUGGAGACAGAUUGUGGUACGAGAAGGAAAAUGUGUUCACCUUUGAGCAGUUGAGACAAAUCAAGAAAAUCACAAUUUCAAGAAUUCUGUGUGACGCUGGCGAUCAUUUUUCAAUGGCUCCUUUAAAGGGAUUUAAUGUCUUCAAACCAAAUACAAAUGGCGGAUUAGUCAAAUGCGAGGAAAUUCCAGAUGUAGAUUAUAAUGCAUGGAAGGAGGAGUUGUCAGUAUAA